CUUGAAACAGUGCCGAUACAACAGGAAGUGAGCGUAAAGAAAACAUUUGAUUUAUCCAAGCUCGUAAAAGGAUAUUGGAUUAGGGAUACGCUCUGGAACAACCAUUUGACUAGUACGUUACAGUUGGUUUUUGGCAAGUAAAAGUUUUGAUAUAGACAGAACUCAUUUGAUUUCACUACAUAAAGUAAGCAGUUUACCACGCGAACAUGUCAAUCAUGCACAUCACUUAUCCGUUUUCAACAAUUUGGCAUAAUCAUCCAGCUUCCCAACUAUGUCUUAGGCGGGGAAAAUUUAAAAUUCUUGGCCCACAAUAUUAGGACAUACAGUAUUUAGUCACUGGAUGACUAAUUUAAGGCCACUAGGAAUUUCAGUGAGCCAGAUUCAGUGAAUGUACUUCGUUAUUUCUUGGGAAUGGUUACUUUGUUGCAACCUUUGUUGAACACUUUGAAGGGACAUGUUAACAACUUUAUGUUAUCCUCAAGAGCCAAACUCACUUUCUCUUCCGCAAUAACAUUAAACUCAACAAUAAUGCUGUCUUACAUGACCCCAUAAAUUUUAUGUACCGACGCGUCACAUAUCAGUAGGCUCACUGUUUUGUUGAAAGGUUAGCAACUAAAUAUGAUCAUCAGCGUUUUUCUUAAGGCAUUAGAUUCAGCCUGGAUAAUGGCUAACCAAAUCGUUUGUUCGAGCUCUGACUUUGCAACUCCAAGCUUUUACUACCUGAAGUUUUGUAUUAAUGCGAUAUAAUACAGGGUGCAUUACACUGUCCUAGUGGUACGUUGGCUUUGUAUUCACUGCGUAUUGGCGGACAAGGUCAUCAAAAUUUUCAUUUAUAGGGGAGUGUUUGUCGUGAUGCCAUUUAUGCACAGUAGUCCGAAAAUUACUUCAGUCACUAACUGGGUGCAGACGUUAAUGGGCUUUCCUUUGUUAACAUCAGCUAGCAAGUGGUCAGAAAAUUGGUUCCCAAAAUAAAGUAAAGAACAUCAACUAUAAUGAACAUUUAACUGAAAGGACUUCUAAUCCCGAGGGUUAACAAUGAAGGUUGGAUGUAUUCAGACAUACGAUGCUUCUAUGCUUACCUAUGAUCAUAUCGAAGCUUCCAAUGUAAUACAGUUAGCUAAGGAACUUACAAAUACAAAACUACCAACAGAUAUUGAAGUGGAAUGGCUGUUAAAAGCAAUUUGCUUAAUCGAUUUAACCACAUUAGCUGGGGAUGAUACACCUGUCAAUGUACAAAGACUUUGUGUAAAAGCAGUUCAUCCGCUAAGUGAAUGCGUUUUGAAUAAAAUUGAAAAUGUGUUCAAUAUGAACCUACAAGAUUUAAGAACAGCUGCUGUAUGUGUUUAUCCAUAUCAAGUUAAAACAUGUGCAGAAACUUUUAAGAAAUUAAAAUUACCAAAUUUUAAUAUUGCUUCUGUUGCUACUGGUUUUCCUACUGGACAGUAUCCUUUAGAAACUCGGCUAUUGGAAAUUAAAUCAGCUAUAAAUGAUGGAGCGAAUGAAAUUGAUGUGGUAAUAAAUAGAACAUUAGCUUUACAAGGUGAUUGGGAAGGAGUUUAUAAUGAAGUAUGUGCGAUGCGUAAAGCUUGUGGUGAUCAAGCACACUUAAAGACUAUUCUUGCUACUGGUGAAUUAAGCAGUUAUGAUAAUGUUUAUAAGGCUUCAAUGGUUUGUAUGUUAGCUGGAGCAGAUUUUAUUAAAACAUCUACUGGAAAAGAAACAGUCAAUGCAACACUCCCGAUUUCAUUGGUUAUGGCUAGAGCUAUUCAAGAUUUCAAUGAAGUAUAUGGCAUCAAGGUUGGUUUCAAACCUGCCGGUGGUCUUCGUACAGCUAAAGAUGCCCUCGAUUAUCUCCAAUUAAUCGAUAAUGUUCUUGGCUCUGAUUGGAUAAAUCCAGAUUAUUUACGAUUUGGAGCUAGUUCAUUAUUGGCCAAUAUUGAAACUCGACUAUACAGUCUAUGCCAUAAUGGUUUAAUACCAUUACCUGGUGAAUUAGACUUUUUCUAAUUUUUGAUUACCUUUUUUCUUCUUCUUGUUUUCUUUCAAUUUAUUCGAUUUGAUUAUUUUUGAUGAUUAUGUUUGCCUUAAUUUUGUUGUUGUUGUUGAAAAAAGGUCGUUUCUAUCAAAUUUUUUUUUAAAAAUUUUGAUAAACCAAACGCUAUUUAUAUUUUGUACACAUUUCGUUUUGACUAUAAAAAGAAUACAAAGAGGUGUGGUGAUAAAAGUAGAGAGGAAAGCAAAACGAAAAAAAAUACAACAACAACAACUGUAUGUUUAGUCAAUAGGUUUUUUUUUGUUUAACGAAAAAAAAGAGAAAUAAAUGACAAGGGGUUUCUAUUUACGCCUAUUCUCAUUUGUUCCUUGUCGAUUUUCACUGUGGAUCCCUCUGACACUUACUUUUUAGGUUCGUGUGUAUCACACAUCGA
Schistosoma curassoni is the source of this 2426-nucleotide messenger RNA. NCBI's taxonomy places the organism in Eukaryota, Metazoa, Platyhelminthes, Trematoda, Strigeidida, Schistosomatidae. The record is from the annotation of a GenBank genome assembly.